AUGUUCCGCCUCAAACACCUGUUUUUCACGCCAAUGCUGGUGCUGCUACAAAUUUUCUGUGAGUUUUUCAUUUUUUGGAAGGAAAAAUCAAUUUCAAACAUGAAAAUUCUUUACAUGAUAAUCACUCUGAUGAAAAACAAUUGCUUCUCCUUCUAUAAUGAAGAGACAAGUCCAAUAUUAGCUCGAAACCAAAUUUUCAGUAUUUCAGAACCCUACUCCACCCAUUACACUGGACCAAACAUUAAUAUUUUUUGGCGGAAUGUCUAG
Caenorhabditis briggsae is the source of this 267-nucleotide messenger RNA. The transcript has a single exon. Lineage: Eukaryota; Metazoa; Nematoda; Chromadorea; Rhabditida; Rhabditidae. The record is from RefSeq and is a predicted model, not a curated record. Bases 1 to 267 code for a protein of 88 amino acids.